Messenger RNA from Phaeoacremonium minimum UCRPA7, 1425 nucleotides. Its product is annotated as putative mitochondrial chaperone bcs1 protein. Gene Ontology annotation, molecular function: ATP hydrolysis activity; ATP binding. Gene Ontology annotation, biological process: protein insertion into mitochondrial inner membrane from matrix; mitochondrial respiratory chain complex III assembly. Gene Ontology annotation, cellular component: mitochondrial inner membrane. The transcript has a single exon. The coding region runs from base 1 to 1425 and encodes 474 amino acids. Lineage: Eukaryota; Fungi; Ascomycota; Sordariomycetes; Togniniales; Togniniaceae. The record is from RefSeq and is a predicted model, not a curated record.
AUGGCCCAGCAAACACCAUCUCCGGACGCCGCGUCCCUUUUGGGCCUCAAUGGGCUCUUUGAAAAUCCGCUGUUCGCCGGCGGCGUCGGCCUCGCGGCCCUCGGCAGCGCGGCAGCUCUGGCCCGUCGUGGGCUCAUCACCGGUGCCGGUAUGUUGCGCCGCAGACUCCUCGUGAACGUCGAGAUCGGCCGCCAGGACCCGUCCUAUCCAUGGAUACUUGCCUGGCUGUCGCAGCCACGCGAGAAUCUAGGUUUCCUCGCCAGCAAGCUGACGCGCAUUCACAAUCUGUCCGUCACGACAGCUACGAAGAACAUGGCCGCUGGUGAAGCUACCUCAGGCUCCGGCCCGGUACAGGCGCAUUUCCUGCUGCAGCCAGGUUAUGGCCGCCACCUGAUCCGGCACGCUCCCGGUGUGUACAUUGCCGUCAACCGCGAGAAGCUAAAUACGGCGAACCUCAACACUGGCGAGCCACACGAGGUGGUGACCCUCACGACACUCUGGGCGCAUCGACACGUUUUUGAGGAUGUUUUCGGACAGGCACAUACACUGGCGGCUCGUGCGCGAGAGGGCAAAACUACCGUGUAUGCUACGCAGAACUUUGGUUGGGCACCACUAGGCGAGCCGCGGCGCAAGCGACCUCUGGGAAGCGUCAUAUUGGACGAAGGAGUCAAGGAAGAUAUUGUUGCCGAUGUGAAGGACUUUUUACAGCGGCAGCAGUGGUAUGUUGACCGCGGCAUACCGUACAGGCGUGGCUAUCUACUGUACGGCCCGCCUGGCAGUGGAAAGACGAGCUUCAUCGAGGCAUUGGCGGGUGAACUAGAUUACAGCGUCGCCAUGAUCAAUUUGAGCGAGCGGGGAAUGACGGAUGACAAGCUGGCGAUGCUUCUGACGAAGCUGCCCCAACGAAGUAUACUGUUGUUAGAAGAUGCGGAUGCCGCGUUUGUGAACAGGCAACAACGAAGUUCAGAUGGGUACAGCGGGGCGACGGUGACGUUCUCCGGCUUGUUGAACGCGAUGGAUGGCCUUGCUGCUGGAGAGGAGCGGAUCGCAUUCCUCACAACCAACCAUAUCGAUAGGCUGGAUGCUGCGUUAAUUCGACCCGGCAGAGUGGAUUUGCUGGUGCGGAUCGGAGAAGCGACAAGAUACCAAGCCGGGCAGAUGUGGGAUCGUUUCUACGGCGAUGUCGACCAUGACGGGCAAGGACGUGAGCGCUUCUUGAAGAGACUCGACGAGCUUGGCCUAUUCGGGGAAGAGCAUGGAGUGGAUGUGCCUAAGAGACACACCAGCACUGCUGCUAUACAGGGAUUGUUCUUGUUCAACAAGAAUGAUAUGGAGGGGGCUAUCAACAUGGCUGAGGGCCUGAUCCCUCGUGUGUUUGAACCCGAGUCGCCUACGCCUGAUGGGGCGAUCAAGUCGCCGGCCUAG